AUGAAAGCCGGAGCAGGAUCCCGGCCAGCGUGGCUGAACGAUUCUCUCCGGAUGCUACGGAAGAGUGCAGGAAGUGCAACUGCAAAGUGGAGGAAGCAACUGCGAGAAGAUCCAGCCAUGCGAGGAGUGCUGGUGGCGCAGUUUUCCAAACUUGCCGAGGUUGUUGCAGAGGUCUUAAAUCGUGAGUGGGUGCUUGAUGAAGGCCCUUACGCUGCGGAUCCAGGUUCGCCUCUAAGCUGGUUCAAAGUCAAUAUGUACCACAUUUGCCAGCAUUUCAUCAUUCCCUUGACAAGCGAACAUGCUUGCUCUUAUGUGGAGCUUGUGGCUUCGGACUUGCAACCUCCAGGUGCGUGGGCUAAAAUCCAAUGGAUGGUGUCUCAUGCAUGGAGCACCCACUUUGCAGCCACUGCAGAGAUGCUGAAGCAGCAUGCGCUUUCUCGGAAACCACAGGAGUCAAUGGAGAUGUCCUAUUGGUGUUGCACGUUGGCCAACAAUCAGCACGACCUCUCUUCUCUACAAGAAGUUGAUUUGCUCAAAACGCCCUUUGCCCGUGUUUUGGUUAGCGUUGGCUGCUUUGGAACUGUGAUCCUUUGCGAUUCAGAAGUGACGCCACUUCGACGGGUCUGGUGCGUUUUUGAAGCUCAUCUAACACAAAGGCUUCGCUCAAGGGAGGAUGACCUGAGCUCAAAGAGCACUCACUUUUUGGAUUUGGUUGCCUUUGAUGAGAGUGCAGGCUCCCCAAAGCCAUACGCCCCGGAAUCUGUGGCAAUCUUGCAAGAUGGCGUGAAGGGCUGGAAUGAGGUGGCCGCUGGGCAGGCACACUUUCCACUGGAAGUGGCCCGUGUCGGAACUUCUGUGGAUAUCAGGCUUGCAGAGGCGUCUUUGCAAAGUGACCGGCAUGCCAUCAUGAACUUCAUUGCCUAUGGGGCAAUGACUUUGAAGACUUCUUCCAAUCCACCACCUGUGAAACACGUGGCCUAUGACAAGCUGAACGAAUUUGUUCACAGUGCUUUUGCCUCUGCAGAGCUUUACCGAUUGGCCUGUGAACGGCCUGAAGGAUGUGUGGAGAGAGCUAAAGAACUCCUCUCGCUGGGAGCCGAUCCCAACAGUUUCGUUCGGGAAGGUAACACUGCCAUUCUGGCGCUUGUUGGAGCUGACCCCACACAGCCCGCCCCAGCAGAUUUGGAAGUAUUUCAAGAGAUGUCCUCCCUGUUGAUUGCGAACGGGGCCCGCAUCAACCACGUGAACUCCCACAUGCGCACUGCCCUGGAUCACAUCGAGUCAAGUUCAGCUGAGGUAGCCGCAGAGCUGGCGAAGCAUCUCAAAGCACAAGGUGCCCGCUCGUUCGAGGAUUCCGCAGCUGAAGCCGAAAGGUUGUGGAACGAAUAUGUCCAAGAAGUGCUCUUCCGUGGUGGCUUUGGUGCACCAACUGACGAGGCAAAAGGCAAAGAUGGCAAAGCCAAGCCACCAACCCAAGCCUUUGGUGGUUCUGGGGGUGGUGGAACUGGAGCCAAACUCCUGGGUAAAGCGGAGCAAAGUCUCCGUGAAGCAGUGUCUUUUUUAAAGCUCUACCCGGACGCACUCUGUUGGAUCGAGACACCAUCUGGUCCCCACGACAAACACGAUCUCCGGGGCAAAUCGGUCAUGAGCUGCCUGAAAGCAGCAGGGGCACCAAAUCCUUUUGAAUUGAGAUGCUUGGAAGGAUGA
Messenger RNA from Durusdinium trenchii, 1707 nucleotides. The record is from the annotation of a GenBank genome assembly. Lineage: Eukaryota; Dinophyceae; Suessiales; Symbiodiniaceae.